Molecule: messenger RNA, 1194 nt
Organism: Penicillium odoratum
Lineage: Eukaryota; Fungi; Ascomycota; Eurotiomycetes; Eurotiales; Aspergillaceae
Product: 2OG-Fe dioxygenase family protein
Exons: 1
Coding region: 1-1194 (397 amino acids)
Molecular function (GO): dioxygenase activity
Source: RefSeq, a predicted model, not a curated record
AUGGCUCAGCAGAUAUAUAAUGAAUUUGCUGCUCCCAAUUCCCUCCCAUCAUUUUUGAAGGACUCGAGUCAAGAAUUAUUACCAGCUCGCGCUGCUAGAAUAGCACCCGCUCGCGCUGCUAAUUCUUGCCUCGAUGUUUUCCAACAAGCGGAAACGCCCGAGUUCUUUCGAUCCGUAGCAGAGGCUAUGCAGCUGCGACAGCAUUAUCUACGUGAUGGCUGUAUCUUCAUCAAAGGAGAGGAUUUGAUCCCUAUUUUGAAGGGGAUUGGGGCCAGAGAAGAGGAUUUCGAAAAGCUCAAGAAGGUUAGCCACCAUUUGGACCCAGACCCAACAGUGAACUAUCGAACUUUGAGAAGCGGAAGGUUCUCAGUGGAUACGAGAGCUGGAACCAUUGAAAGACUCGAAAGGCAGCCCUUUAUCCUGACAACGGUCGAGAAUUACAAACGUCACGACUCCGACGUUCCUCGUGAUUUUGGGGACUUUGACGAGAAUCACCAAGACAACACCGCUAUCCAGGCUUUGGUCAUUUUUAAAGCCUGGGUCACUCAAAACGUCCCCGUACUGGCUCGUCCCGGUCUGGACUACGAGAAGGACACAGUACUUACGGAGAUCUUCAACGUGCAUACUUUUACCGAUGAAGGGAUUCAAGGAUACCCGGCUCUAGAGGGCGUGCACCAGGACGGAUCCGAUCAUACUAUGACUGUGAUCCUGGGAGCUUCCAACAUUACUUCUGACUCUGGGAUUACUUUCGUGCAUGCUCGGGAUGAGACAACGGGUGUCCAAUUUUCCGAAACGAGGAUGGAUCUCCUCAAAGGCCGAUAUCAGCACCGGGACUUCCUGGACACGUUGCUUUUUGCAGACAAUAGUACCAAGCAUAGUGUGACUCCGGUGUAUGCACUAGACCCAAGUCAGCCGUCGUACAGAGACAUGUUCGUUAUAUUCUCUCGGAAGCCCAGAAGUGCAAUUCAUUCGUCUGGACUUCCAGACUCCUUGGAACCACACAAAAAAUUCAAACUAAAGUUCCCAAUCUGGCUUCCCCCUCUCCAAGGGUCUCACACGAAUGGUCAACCACAUCUCAGGAAACAAAACAUCCCUUUUCAGAAGAACAGCUUUUCUUCACUCAUGUCUCACAGUAGUGAGAUGGUGUCUUCUCUGGAUGGAAAGAUGAAACAACUUACUCUUUUUGCUUCUUGA